Pseudoliparis swirei is the source of this 787-nucleotide messenger RNA. It is a transcript of the gene ppifa, whose product is annotated as peptidylprolyl isomerase Fa. Gene Ontology annotation, biological process: protein peptidyl-prolyl isomerization; protein folding. The coding region runs from base 27 to 620 and encodes 197 amino acids. The transcript is spliced from 7 exons. Gene Ontology annotation, molecular function: peptidyl-prolyl cis-trans isomerase activity. Lineage: Eukaryota; Metazoa; Chordata; Actinopteri; Perciformes; Liparidae. The record is from RefSeq and is a predicted model, not a curated record.
CUCCUGACCCCGUCAGCUGAGCAGCCAUGCUGCGAAUACGGUACCGCGUGAGAUACAGCACGCCGGGCGUCGUGGCCGCGAGGCUGUUCUCCUCCCGUCCCGCCAGGAACCCCGUCGUGUUCCUGGACAUCGAGGCCGACAGCGAGCCUCUCGGGAGGAUAACCAUCGAGUUGAAUGCAGAUGUCGUGCCAAAGACUGCAGCAAACUUCCGCGCACUGUGUACAGGGGAACCUGGCUUUGGAUUCAAGGGAUCCGUUUUCCACCGGGUCAUCCCUGAGUUCAUGUGUCAGGGGGGAGAUUUCACCAACCACAACGGCACAGGAGGGAAAUCCAUAUAUGGGAAGACAUUCAAAGAUGAAAACUUCAUAUUAAAACACACUGGUCCAGGAACACUUUCGAUGGCAAAUUCAGGGCCAAACACCAACGGCUCCCAGUUCUUCAUCUGUACGAAUAAAACUGAAUGGCUCGAUGGUAAACACGUGGUGUUCGGGCAGUGGGGAGAUCUCCCAAGAUCACACGAGGACUUCUGUCGGAUGACUCUGAAUGCAACCCGUCUGUCUUUGCUUCAUCUUUUAUCUGUGUUCAUGACAAGGAGGAACCAUCAUCCUGCUCAUCCCUAAAAUCUGCUAUUUUUAUGAUGAUUUUAGAAGAUAUCUCGCUUUUCCGAGUUUGAACUUUGAACAAUCUACUUAGUCAACAACCAAGUACAAGUAAUCCGCCUUGUAAAAUGUUGUUAUUGUGCAAUUGUUCUCCAUUUACAGCCAAAUAAAAUGAAGAUGUUUUCAUA